Sitophilus oryzae (rice weevil) is the source of this 536-nucleotide messenger RNA. RefSeq names its product nucleolar protein 3-like. Bases 91 to 384 code for a protein of 97 amino acids. The record is from RefSeq and is a predicted model, not a curated record. The transcript is spliced from 2 exons. Lineage: Eukaryota; Metazoa; Arthropoda; Insecta; Coleoptera; Curculionidae.
AUAAAGGGCAGCCAUUUUUCUUUAUUAAUUUUCCAGAUUGUCUGUCCAAGUUUUGAAGUUUUAUCACCACUUGCUUAAUCAAUAACUGAGAUGAGGAGGGUUGACCAGCGUGGCGAUCGAGAUCAUACACCCCCACCUGAAGGGGAAAGGGAUGCUGAAGCUAACAGUUCCGGUUCACAUGUUCCAGAAGCCAGUGGAGACAAUGCCAGGACCGAUCGUCAAGGGCAGCCAGGUCGUCCGGAACCACUCUGUUCCAGAAAUGGAUAUGAUAGAAGAGGCAGGAUGCCUGUUGUAGCUCCUGUGCCACCUCCAUCCCCCAGAGAUGAGCCUGAGCCUGAACAGCCAGAAGAGCCAAAACCGGGUCCAUCAAAUGCCAGUGAUUAAACUUAUUUCUUAGAUUUAUUUUUCAUAAUUAAUAUUAUUGCAAUUUCUUUCGUAAUUUUUAAACGUAUUCACAAGUAUAGUUAGAUAUCAAUUUUUAUAAUUGUCGAAUGCGUAAAGGUAUAUUAAGAAUUCACACACUAUGUAAAUUUCGA